This is a messenger RNA of Tachysurus vachellii, 3483 nucleotides long. Its product is annotated as MAM domain-containing glycosylphosphatidylinositol anchor protein 1. Gene Ontology annotation, biological process: homophilic cell-cell adhesion. Lineage: Eukaryota; Metazoa; Chordata; Actinopteri; Siluriformes; Bagridae. The record is from RefSeq and is a predicted model, not a curated record. Gene Ontology annotation, molecular function: protein binding. The coding region runs from base 133 to 3006 and encodes 957 amino acids. Gene Ontology annotation, cellular component: plasma membrane. The transcript has 18 exons.
AUUUACUUAUAUAUAUAUUUUUUAUUUUCUUCGCGUCGCUUUAUUUAAAUCGACUUUUGUACGUUGACUAAACUGGAAGCGUCGCUUGGAGCUCCCACACCGGAAAAAGGUGAUGAAGCAUCGCAGCUGAACAUGGAGCUUUUCUGGAUUUUAUUAUUCGCCGUCCUGCAGCGCUACGCACGAGCACAAGGGGUUUACGCUCCUGCCAAUGCCCAGAUUGUUCACUCUGGCCAGGCGUGUGUGGUGAAGGAGGAUAACAUCAGCGAGAGGAUCUACACCAUCCGUGAAGGCGACACACUUGUGCUACAGUGCCUGGUUAAAGGGCAUCCACGGCCACAGGUGCGUUGGACCAAGACGGCGGGCAGCGCUUCAGACAAAUUCCAAGACACGCCGAUCUUCAAUGAAACCCUACGCAUCGACAACAUCCAGAGGGUGCAGGGAGGCCGUUACUACUGCAAGGCCGAGAACGGGGUUGGGGUGGCUGCCAUCAAGUCCAUCCGGGUAGAUGUGCAAUACUUGGAUAAGCCCAUGCUCACCGUACACCAGACUAUUAGUGAUGUAAGAGGGAACUACUACCAGGAGAAGACGGUGUUCCUGCGCUGCACCGUCAACUCCAACCCUCCGGCUCGCUUCAUCUGGAAACGAGGCAACGUUCCCAUCGAACAAAGCAAAGACAACGGCGUGGACAUCUACGAACCUUUAUACACGCAGGGUGAGACUAAGGUGCUAAAGCUGAAGAAUCUUCGCCCUCAGGACUUUGCGAACUACACGUGUCAGGUGUCCGUCCGCAACGUCUGUGACAUACCGGAUACAUCAGUCACCUUCCGAUUAACCAACGCCACCUCUCCACCAGCUUUGAAACUCUCAGUUAACGAGACCUACGUGGUGGACCCAGGCCAGGAUGUCACCAUGUCGUGUGAGGUCACAGCAGGUUUCCCGACGCCGACCGUGACCUGGGCGCGAUACCCCUCCCCCUUGCCACGUCGAGCCAUCAUCCGUGGUGGCUCUCUAACUCUGCGCUCCGUCACUCCAGCUGACUCGGGGGUCUACAACUGCACCGCUGUCAACAAUGUGGGCAACCCAGCCAGGAGAAACGUCAACCUCGUUGUUAGAACAAUGAAGAACCUGACGUUCCAGAUCACGCCUGAUUCGAACAAGGACAGCGAGAGCAUCCAGAUGGGUCGUGACCUCAAGCUGUCCUGCCACGUGGACGCUCAGCCCCAGGAUAAGGUCAACUACACCUGGUACAAGAACAAUGCCCCUGUGAACCCGUCAGACAGUCUCAUUGUGCUGCGCAGUGACCCGGACAUGCCCCCUGGCACCAGCAGCCUGGAGAUUGUAGACAUGAAGUUCCGGGAUCAAGCCACCUACAGCUGCCUAGCCAACUUUCCUGGCAGUAAUGUUCUCGAACUCAGAGUGGACAUCAACAUCACACAAAGCAGCGUAAUUCCUCCAGUUCUGACCGUACCUGCUGGAGGAAGUGUGGUCAAUGCGAGUGAAGGUGGGAAUGCAGAGCUGGUCUGCCUGGUUGAGGGGAAGCCUCGUCCCCCAGUGCUCUGGUCCCGGGCUAAUAAAGACUUGCCCAUGCCGUCUGGCGAGUGGGUGACGGAAACUCGCGAUGGACGCCUCCGCCUCACCAACGUCACACGAGAUAUGGCAGGGGUUUAUCGAUGCCAAACGGCACCGUACAAUGGCCUCAACAUCAAACGCAGGCUGUCGCAGGUGCAGCUCAAUGUGGAGUACCCUCCUGUGGUAGACCCGGUCUACCAGGAUGUCCGCUCUCCGAACUACAAGCCUGUCAUUUUGCGCUGCAUAGUUCUCAAGUCUAAUCCAAACCGCGUAGCUAACGCACGUUGGUAUCGGAACACGAUUCCGAUCCGCACUCCACCCGUGGACCCUCAAGACGUCCCUCAGCUCCGCUUUACACUCGAUCCCACUAACAAUGGCACGUACGAGUGUAAAGUCAGCAACGGGGUCGGCACCUCUACUUGCACCUUCCUCGUCUCAGCUCGACCGUACAUCGCCGAAUUUUACUUUGACACGCCGAACCCCAUCCGCAUCCUAAAGGGCAGCAACUACUCUUAUAACUUGCAGUGGACGCAGAGAGAACCGAACACUACGGACAAAGUCAUCGGCUAUUGGAUCAGCGUCCAGCAGAUGGGUCAAAAAGUAAUGUCCAAGCAGAUCAACACCAGAGAGCCUGUGAAAGGUGUGUUGAUGUCAUACGCCAUAACGGACUUGCGCAUCCCUCUGUCCUAUGAAGUUGGUCUCACUCCCAUCACCGCCUUCGGUACUGGGGAUACCGUCACCCGGACCAUCCAGUACUCUGAGCCCUACACUUAUCCAAGACCUUCAGACCACGUGUGCGGGUUCGAGGACACGAGGAUCUGCGGCUUCUCCCAGGAUCGCAGUGACGUGUUUGACUGGACCAGACAAAAUCAUUUGAGUCAAAACCCCAAGCGCUCGGUCAACACAGGGCCAGAUACAGACCGCAGUGGGACCAAAGAAGGUUAUUAUAUGUACAUCGAGACGUCGCGGCCGCGUCAGAAAGGAGAUAAAGCUCGCCUUCUUUCCCCGCUUUACAACGUGACAGCGGCUCGAGGUCCCUCCGGCUCCAGCAGAUUGCCGUACUGUGUCUCCUUCUUUUACCAUAUGAACGGGAAACACAUUGGAACUCUGAAUGUCCUCCUGCGAGUGAAAGGAAUUGCCACAGUGGAUAAUUUAGCAUGGACACUAUCAGGGCACCAAGGCCCCAACUGGAGGAAGGCUAACGUUGUGGUGUAUCCCAGUGGGCCCUUUCAGGUGGUGUUCGAGGGGAUCCGUGGUGAUGGGUUCGAGGGCGACAUCGCCGUCGACGAUGUGUCCGUUACCAAAGGGAAGUGCAAGCAGGAGAAGCUUCCCGAAACAGACGUUCUUCCAGGAACAGCCCGAAGCCUUCAGCCUGUUACGCUGACCGAGCUGCUUGUUAGCUCCACGUGCCUCUACGUCCUGCUCUUCUCCAGAUGAUGGACGAUACACCUGUUCAACCCUCACACCCGCCGCCUCCUCCUUCCCCCUGUGGCAUCAACCAACACUGCCCAGAUAUGUUUCCUUCCCUUCUCCCUCCUUUCCUUUUUCUUUAUUUUUUCCUUUCAUCACUCAUACUUUCCUUGCUUUUUCCUCAUCACUUUUUCUCCAUGCUUGGCUUGCUCACCCUUGCCAUGCUCUCUCUCUCUCUCUCUCUCUCUCUCUCUCUCUCUCUCUCUCUCUCUCUCUCUCUCUCAACCUAGCUCUUUUUUUCUGUCUCUGAAUUUAAAACCAUAUUUUCCGUGGCUUGCAGUCAUACCUCAAAUCUUUAGCUUUCAUAAUAUUCAUCCCGUAUCUUUAGCAUCCCAUCAGUUUGCGUUUAUUAUGUCCACACCCCUCCUCCCCACCCCCUUACCGCAGCCCCCUCUCUGUGUUGCCGACACACGAAAGUGUCAAUUAUGCUACCAAAGAUGAUGG